Molecule: messenger RNA, 1319 nt
Organism: Papaver somniferum (opium poppy)
Lineage: Eukaryota; Viridiplantae; Streptophyta; Magnoliopsida; Ranunculales; Papaveraceae
Exons: 2
Coding region: 147-932 (261 amino acids)
Source: RefSeq, a predicted model, not a curated record
CUUAUGGUGUAAAAUUGAAUGACAAAAAUUUUACUCUUUGGUCUCAAAUUGCAUCUAUGUUUGUCUCAAGUAGAGGCAAAAAUGGACAUUUAAUUGGCUCUACCAAACAACUAACUAAAGGUGAAUCGACAUAUGAUUAAUGGUAUAUGAAAGAUUCUCUUGUUAAAGGUUGGCUUGUUGGUGCUAUGAAGCCAGAAUUAAUGAAUAUACUCAUUUGUUUACCUACUGCAAAAGAUGUUUGGGACGCAGUGAAACAUCGAUAUUAUGAAGGGGUUGAUAAAUCAAUUCUUUAUGAUUUAUCUCGAAAAGCUAUGGCAACAAAGCAAACAGGUCGACCCGUGGCUACUUUUUUUUCUGAUCUUACGACUAUUUGGCAAGAACUUGAUUAUCGUAAGUCAAUUACUUUUACCCAAGCAGAUGUGAUUAAAAUUCGCAAAGCAGAGAUUGAUGAAGAGCGAGUUUAUUUAUUUCUUGCUGGUCUUGAUGAUUCUUAUGGUUCUGUCAGAGAAGAAAUACUUCGUAGUGCUUCACUACCUGGACCCGAAAUGGUUUUUUCUGUUGUGAGGCGUGAAAAACAACAUCGUAGUGCCAUGAUGAAUCAAUUUGUUUCCCCUCAAAUAGCAAUGACGGUAAACAAAUUUGGGAAUUUUUCGCAACAAUCUUCAUCACAAAAUACUGGUGGAAAAUGUACUUAUUGUGGAAACGGGAAGCACACUGUUGAAAACUGCUUUAAGAAGAAUGGUUAUCCUGAGUGGUGGAAUACUCGAUCAAAAACUAAAAAAGGAAAAGGCAAAGCAGCUAUCUAUUCUACUGAGAUGACAACGUCAACAACAACUACUCCAAUAGUUGAUGAACUUCCUUCUGUUAUAGAUCAUCUUGUUCCCAAAGAAUCAGGAUCUCAGCAACGGGAAGAUAAAUGGGCGUGGUACUAAGAAAACGGGUUGUAUUAUGUAGAAGAUGUGUGUGAAGGGAGGUCUUUAUCAGCUAAGGGGUCAUCCCAUGCAAAUGAAGAUCAGAUAAAAUUAUGCAUCACCGCUUAGGUCACGUUUCUUUUGGAUAUUUACAACAUUUAUUUCCAACUCUAUUUUUGGGAUGCAAACCUUCUGAUUUUAAUUGUGAAACUUGCAUCUUAGCAAAAAGUCAUAGCACUACUUAUCCUGAUAGUUUUAGCAGAAGAUUAGUCACAUUUGCUUUGGGUCAUUCUGAUGUUUUGGGUCCCUGUCGAGUUACUAGUAAUUCAGAAUUUCGUUGGUUUGUUCUUUUUGUCGAUGAUUGCACUCGUAUGACCUGGCUUUAUUUGAUGAAAAAUAAAAGUGAUG